AUGUCUGACAUAGGCUCGGUUUAUGGGCCAAGGGUCCAACUAGAAUUUUUAUUAGAAGCAAUCCACAAGCUUGAUAAACAGCUAGAGGGUGGUCUCUCACAAAUGAAAUCUUCUACACUAUACAAAGGAUACAAAUCUCAGCUUGCAACCCAUGAGGCUGCACAUCAAUGUGUCCUGCUAACAACAUGGGAGAUCGAAGCAGUUGAGCAUCAACAUACAUUCCUCACUGCCAUUCAUGCUGAACAUGUAGAGCAGUUUGGAGGAGCAGAGAAAGAGUUGCAAUGCUACACAAGGAUCUUUUCUCAGUGUAGCCUUGCAAACACUGCUGAGGACAAGGACUAUAUCCAAGCCAUCUAUGAAGAUGAAUGCCAAGCCCUUCAUGUCAUCAAUGCCCAGGCUGACCAGGUUGUGAAGCUCCUGAGUAAGCGAAUCAAAGAUACUUUCUUGGCACACAGCGGAGGAUUUCUGCUGUACCCUAGUGGAAUUCCCUGCUUUGGUGAGGUCGAUGAUAGGGGACCUACAGAUACAGAUGACUCAGAUGGAUCGGAUGAUGGGAUAUGCAUGUCGGAUCCAAACCUCAAUGAUUUGGGUAGAGAUUUAGGCCAUGAAGAGUUAGAUGGCUGA
Messenger RNA from Suillus bovinus, 624 nucleotides. RefSeq lists its product as uncharacterized. Bases 1 to 624 code for a protein of 207 amino acids. NCBI's taxonomy places the organism in Eukaryota, Fungi, Basidiomycota, Agaricomycetes, Boletales, Suillaceae. The record is from RefSeq and is a predicted model, not a curated record. The transcript is spliced from 3 exons.